AAGUUUGAGAAAUGAUGCUAACAAGAUUCUCACUCAUAGUCAUGCUGGCUAUUGGUUUUGCAAUUCCUGAACUGACUCCACCACAGGAAUGGGUACGUAAAUGCACAGACAAGCUAGUCAACAACACUUGGAAAUCUGUGGGUUGCAAGGUGUUCGCUACCUCUUCUUGCCCUUCAGAACUAUUGGCAACUGAACAGGUGAUGUGUGCCUCACCCUACACAUUCACAAAAAUCAAGCGCGUGGAGGGUGUAAAGAUACUCACAAUCAUUGAUGGAGAGGAAGGCAUGUGCUUUGCUGAAUGUUACCUAAACGAGAGAUGCAUCGCGGUUGAUUAUCAAAAAAAUACCCUGUGUUAUUUGUACGCCGCUGUAUCAGAAAAACCUGACACAUAUGGACCCAGGGGGACGCUCUACAGGCUGAACCGUGAUCCGAUGUAUCUGCCGAAAAGUGUGGCUAUUCCCAUGCUGUGAAGAUGAGAUAUACGUUCCCUCUGAAGUGUUGUAUUUCAACUUAACCCAGCUUCUAUAAAACUUGCGCAUUAUG
This is a messenger RNA of Cylicocyclus nassatus, 543 nucleotides long. The record is from the annotation of a GenBank genome assembly. NCBI's taxonomy places the organism in Eukaryota, Metazoa, Nematoda, Chromadorea, Rhabditida, Strongylidae.